Molecule: messenger RNA, 1477 nt
Organism: Trichogramma pretiosum
Lineage: Eukaryota; Metazoa; Arthropoda; Insecta; Hymenoptera; Trichogrammatidae
Product: lipase 3-like
Exons: 7
Coding region: 1-1353 (450 amino acids)
Biological process (GO): lipid metabolic process
Molecular function (GO): hydrolase activity, acting on ester bonds
Source: RefSeq, a predicted model, not a curated record
AUGGACAAGUCAGUGUUUUUGUUGCUGCUGGUUUCGUGCGCGACGUUGGUGCCUGUCAUAAGUGCUUGGCCAAACUUUGGAAGACCAAUUUUGGAAGACAAUUUUGAUGAAUUUUUGUCCAAACCGAUUUACGUCAACAACAUUAUACCGGAUAAUUUCAAAUACAAUGGGACGAAUGAUUUAAGGAAUAAAGCGGCGGCAGAGUCUAAAGUACCGCAAUGGGUCGCUUUUCAUGGAUACGAGGUUGAGGUGCACCACGUUACGACUGAGGAUGGCUACGUUCUCGAAAUGCACAGGAUCUUAAGAAGAGUGAACAGUGAGGCUAACAAUUACACGAUUUUUUUGCAACACGGUAUUUUGACCUCAUCGAUGGAUUGGGUUAUAGCUGGCCCGGAAAAAGGAUUAGGUUUCCUUCUCGCUGACCAAGGCUACGAUGUCUGGAUGGGCAACGUCAGAGGAAACACGUAUUCUAGAAAACACGUGAAGUUAUCAACCGACGACGGUGCCUAUUGGGACUUUAGCUGGCACGAGAUGGGGCUCUACGAUUUACCGGCAAUGAUCGACUAUGCUCUGGCGAAAACCGGACAGAAAAAGCUAUUUUACAUCGGCCAUAGCCAAGGGACCACAGCCUUCUUCGUCAUGACCAGCAUGAGACCAGAAUACAAUGACAAAAUUCAUACUAUGUUCGCACUAGCUCCUGUGGUCUUUUGCAGCAACAUGUUCAGUCCUCUAUUCCAAUUCUUGUCCAAAAUUGAACAAAGCUACCUGGGCAAUAUACUUGACUGGCUUGAUGUACACGAGUUUGCACCGACAAAUAAGCUCAUAUCCAAAUUCGCUCACUUGAUUUGCAGAAACGCUGCGUCCAAGAGCAUAAAAAUUGAUAAGUUGUGCCGCAACUCAAUGUUUCUCAUUACUGGCUUCGAUAGUGAACAGUUCGAAGAUGAAAUACUCGAUAUAGUUUUCUUCCACAUUCCUGCGGGAGCAAGCGCAAAACAGUUCAGGCAUUUUGCUCAGCUUAUUUAUUCAGGGUCUUUUCGUCAAUUUGAUUAUGGAUUUAUCUACAACUACCAAAAAUAUGGCUCAUGGUCUCCACCUCAUUACGAUUUGAGCAAAGUAACAGCUCCUGUGUCUCUUCACUACAGUUUGAAUGAUUGGAUUUCCAAUGAAUCAGACGUAAGAAUUUUGGGUCAAACAUUGCCAAACAUGAUUGGUAAAUAUCGGCUACCCCACACAAACUUCAAUCACGCUGACUACCUGUGGGCGAGGGAUGUUAGAAAAAUGUUGUACUUUAAGCUUUUAUCGCUUAUUAAUAGAGAGACAGAUGCGAUCAUCAAAAGAAACAAUGCAGUUUAAGUCUGACGUUAGUAAAAUGUUUGCGUGAAUUUUUUUUCACGCUACUUUAGUCAAGUAAUUUUUAAGUUUCCUUUUACACGGCUUUCGUGUGGAACGCUUCAUUAAACUAAAAAAACGGAAGCUG